This is a messenger RNA of Saprolegnia parasitica CBS 223.65, 1826 nucleotides long. RefSeq lists its product as hypothetical. The coding region runs from base 42 to 1826 and encodes 594 amino acids. The transcript is spliced from 16 exons. NCBI's taxonomy places the organism in Eukaryota, Oomycota, Saprolegniomycetes, Saprolegniales, Saprolegniaceae. Gene Ontology annotation, molecular function: calcium ion binding. The record is from RefSeq and is a predicted model, not a curated record.
GGCCAUUCGUCAAGCAGCCCGCGGCGUAUUUAUAGCUGCCGAUGGCGUCCAAGGUCCGAGUGCAUGGGACGGGGUCGAGCAACCGCCUCCUUUGCGGCACCGAAACGCCGCCGCCGACGACGCCUCGUGCGCCGUCCAGGGCGGCACCGACGACCCCUCGCUUCGUGCGGCCGGCCACGUGCGCCACACCGACCUUGAUGGCACCGCUUGGCGAUUCGGCUUCAAACCAAUUUGAGGCGGGUGCGCCCGAGAGGCCACGUGAAGCGCCUCAAAAGGGUCGACGUCCAAACCUUAAGAGCGACGCCAUUCGCAGUCCGACUGCCCCCACCAACCACAUUCCUAACAACACAACCAAAGAGGCCGCCAUCGCCGAGUUCGUGGCGCUUUUGCAAGCCAAGUACGAGUGCACCAAGUCGCUGCGCGCUGCAUUCCGAUCGUGGGAUAUCAACCACGACGGACAGCUCUCGCAGGGCGAAAUGAAAGACAUGUUUACCACCAUGGGCUGGGCCUCCCAGCUCGGCCACGAGAAAGUGGACGCCCUUAUCCGCAGCGUCGUGGACCCAAGCACCCAGUGUGUGUCGUACCACGCGUUUUGCCAGCUCGUGCUCCCGUCCCAGCCCAUGGACAAGCCACAGCGCCAGCACAUUUUGCAAGAAAUCGAAUUUGGCCAAUCGGUGCUCGGCGAGCACGUGGGUGACCCGGCCGAGUCGGGGCCCGAGAUGGGCGCCUGUCACGUGGUCUACACGCUACGCAACAAGUACGAAAAAAUGAAGCUGGGCACAGUGUUUCGGCUCUGGGACCAGAACAAGGAAGGCAAACUCAGCCUGGAUAUGAUUCUCAAAAACCUCGAGAAACAAAACAUCAAUGUGUCGAGCGACACGGUCCAAGAACUACUCCACACAUACGACGCAGACAAGGAUGGCAUGCUCAGUUUUUACGAGUUUGCCAAUAUUAUGAACGGCCCGGUGCUCCAAGGCCACGACCGCGUCCUCCUGCGCAAGCUCCGUCGGUCCGACGUCGUGGCGCCGCCGCCUUCCAAAGUGGCGCCGCCCGCCGACAUCGUCGAUGCCGCCAAGCUCAGUGAGACCGUGUAUGCCAAACUCAAAGUCUACAAAAACCGAAUUUUACAAAGCUUUGGCGACAUGGACGACGACAGCAGUGGCAAGCUCACGUAUGCCGAAUUCCGCCACGGGUUGAUGAAGAAAGGCAUUGUGCUCAGUGAAGCCGAGUUUCGACACCUCACCAACGACAUGGACGCCGACCACGACGGGCUCAUUUCGCUUUGGGAAUUUACGACGCAGUUCAAACAACUCAUCAAGAUGGACGAAGCCAAGGACUUUGGGUUGCAGUCGUCGCUGCCAUCGAGUUGGGCCGAAGAGCCGUUGCCAGCCAAGCCGGAGCACGGCACUCUGCCUAAAUUCGAUUUUGCUCAACUCCGAGCGCGAACGACCGUGCCCACACGCAGCGGACAUACGCCGCGUGACGACACCAAGGAGCUCCUCUGCGGUCCAAAGUCGCCGUUGAACCCGUGGCGGUUUGCCAACGAAGGACGAUUGCGCUUCGAGCCCGAGUCCACGCAGUAUGGUCGUGGCAACAGCGUGAAUAGCGUCGCCAGUGUCGACAAGGAGCGUCAGCGUGUGCGGCACGCCUACAUCCAGGGCCAAAUGGCCCAGAUGCGCGUGGAUGAGCAGGCGCGGGAAGACGCCGUGCUUGCACGCCAGCAGAUGCGUGACAAGGCCAAGGUCGCAGACCACAUCCGCCAGCGCACGCAGUAUUACAUGCGGCUCAAGCAGCGUGCGGAGCGUGAUUCGCGCCUCUUUGACUAG